Molecule: messenger RNA, 3408 nt
Organism: Colius striatus (speckled mousebird)
Lineage: Eukaryota; Metazoa; Chordata; Aves; Coliiformes; Coliidae
Gene: RAP2C
Product: RAP2C, member of RAS oncogene family
Exons: 3
Coding region: 284-835 (183 amino acids)
Biological process (GO): Rap protein signal transduction; negative regulation of cell migration
Cellular component (GO): plasma membrane
Molecular function (GO): GTP binding; GDP binding; GTPase activity
Source: RefSeq, a predicted model, not a curated record
CGCAGCGUAACCCUUCCGGGCGGGGGCGGCCGCUGCCGGGCGGGUCCCGCGGCCGAGGCGCGAUGGACUGAGGCGCGGCGGUAAGAACGGGAGCGGGGCGGCAGGCGGCGCCGGGCCGGGCCCUAACGGCUGUGUGUCCCCCUCAGGACGGCGCGGGAGCGGCGGGGCCUCGCCUUUCUCCUCAGGCGGGCCGGGGCUAUGCGAGGGCCGCGCGGCCGCCUGCCCUAGGCCCGGGCCGCGGCGGCGGGCCCGGCGGGGGAGCGGCGAGCGGCUGCAGGGCCCGAUGCGGGAGUACAAGGUGGUGGUGCUGGGCAGCGGGGGGGUGGGGAAGUCCGCCCUGACGGUGCAGUUCGUCACCGGGACCUUCAUCGAGAAGUACGACCCCACCAUCGAGGACUUCUACCGCAAGGAGAUCGAGGUGGACUCGUCCCCCUCGGUGCUGGAGAUCCUCGACACGGCGGGUACCGAGCAGUUCGCCUCCAUGCGCGAUCUCUACAUCAAGAACGGCCAGGGCUUCAUCCUUGUCUACAGCCUGGUCAACCAGCAGUCCUUCCAGGACAUCAAGCCGAUGAGGGACCAGAUUGUCCGAGUGAAGAGAUACGAGAAAGUUCCUCUGAUCCUAGUGGGGAAUAAAGUGGAUCUGGAGUCAGAGAGGGAGGUCUUAUCUGCAGAAGGCAGAGCCCUGGCUCAGGAGUGGGGCUGCCCCUUCAUGGAGACUUCAGCCAAGAGCAAAACAAUGGUGGAUGAACUGUUUGCUGAGAUCGUCAGGCAAAUGAACUAUGCCUCCCUGCCUGAAAAGCAAGAUCAGUGUUGUACAACUUGCAUCGUCCAGUGAGAGAAAUUAAGAAAAACCUCAAUCAUGGCCAUACAGAGCAGAUAAAACUCAGAGGAAACUUGCACAGAUGCUGCUUUGGAGAACUUUCAGCCCAGGUUGCAGAGCUGAGCCUUGGUAAACCUGUCUCUUAUUACAGCACAUUGCCAUCCAUCGAAGUGCGUGAGGCCGGUGGCCUCCGGGACCCGCACACCUUGAUCAGAACGCUUCGCAUGUUUACCAUAAGUUUAAGAGUCUGUUCUUUAUCUAUCAGUCCUUUUAUAGCUUUCUAAGUUCAUAUAAUGGCUAAUAUGCAAGAGUUCAUUUUUAAUAUUUUAAUUGAUUUCUUUAAUCAAUUUCUGAACUUGUAUUUAUUAAAUACUUAAACUCAGUAUUACCUACUCAAUGCCUUUUAAAAGAAGAGAGUUUUAAUGGAGAAUAAAUUGAGCCUUAAACAAAUGGUUACUUCUGUAUAUUACCUCGCAUCAGUGCUUACUUCUGUUUGCAAAGUUUUCUCCUCCGAUGUAGUUGGUCAUUCUUUGAGACUUUUUGUUUACGUGUGACAGUGUCAUGAAAAGAUACUGAAGGCACCUCUUGUCUGGAUGUAGUAUCCCUUUUCUUGGCAAAUGCAGCUGUGAUACCGUGCUUGUCACUGGUCUGAUUUGACAAUACUUGGAAUGAGAUGUAAAGUCUCCGGCUGAUGUUUCUUUUGCUUGCAGUCGUGGGUUUCUUAAACUCACGUAAUCAGAAAUGACAAUUGUAGCGUUGAAAAAAAUGGCAGCAUGCUUUUUUUUCCCCCUUCUGCUGAGUUUCUGAACUUGCUUGUUUACAAAUAGCUCCUCUAUGCCUUUGAAAAGGGACAUAGUAUCCUUCAGAAUGGGCUGUAUGCCUGGUCAGGCAGCUCAGCUUCACCUGGCACAUCGAGACAUCCAGUAGACCUCUGCACAUGUAAAUCUAAUGCAAAUAAGAUCACUUUACAUUUUAUAGUUCCUGAUAUUUGUCUUUCUGAAUAAUAUUUUAAAGCAAUAUUUGUUAAAGUUUUUUCUUGCACUGUCACAAAUGGCUUUUUUUUUAGUUUGUUUUUGAUUUUUUUUCCCAAUAAACAAGUUUAACAUUAGAGACAAGUUGGUGUAACAAGGGGAAAAGCACCGGGUUUCAGUGAUACUAACUGCAAAGUGUGCUUUAAACAGCCAUUGCCUUCCUUAUUGUUUACCUGAUCAACAUUUUUCUCUGAAUACUUGAAAAUUUUAACAAUAACACAGGUAUAAAGAGCAGAAUGAAGAUGUACAAAGAACAGAUGAAAUCUUUUUGUUCAGUUUAUUAACAUGUUGCAUACAUGAGAGCUUUUUCUAGCAGUGGUUUAAAAUGUGUAAUGGUUUUUUUUUUUGCAGAAAUCUAAUAACUGCAGCUCACCUACUGCACCAAAGUUCUAGGUUUUUAGGAGCCCAGCUUUAGUCAUUUGAACAUGCUUCUAGAAAUGUACAUUCUUUCCCUGUAAUAGCUAAAUAACUUUGAGAAAAGCUCCAGUAAAAGCAGUGAUGGAUAUACGAGGUUAAGCAGUUGCAAACUCACGAGUCGUAUUGUGGGUGAUGGCAUUCAAACCAAUAAAAGAGCACCGGUACAGUAUCUCAACACUCACGUGUUUUAUUGGUAACAGUGCAGGCUGACUUUACAGUGGUAGCAGAAAUGAAGAUUCUGAGUGUACAUUCAGUGUUGAAUUUGAAUCCUGACAAGAAGAGGGCACCAGGUUUUUCCGCUUGGCUGUUGAAACACCUGAUUGAUUUCAUUUUUAUUUUCCUGUGGGGUUACUUGAAUUGUUAUUCCCCCCCCAUCCCAUUUGUAAACAGGCUGAGGCUAGUACUUAGGUUUGCACUUUAAUAUCAGGAUUAAACCAAACCUUGUAUUCAAAGUAGGGUGUUUUGUUUCGUUUUUUUUUUCUUCAAGUGAUGCUUGUUGAUCUUUUUUGUAGGUUGUAAGGACGUAAUAGGACAUGAAAGUAAAUCAUGAAGACCUUAGUUUUCCUUUUGUCUAAGUGGGGGGGGAAGUUGGUUAAUAAUAAUCAGUGGUUCAUUGCUCUGGGUAGUGAUCAAACCAGUGUUCAUUUUCAUUGACCUCAGCAAAUAAAAUAGAAAAAAAAAAGAAAAAAAAAAGCCUUUUAAAACUUGAACUAGCUUUAGAGUGACAGGACUGGGCAAACGAGAGAUGGUUUCUUCAGCACACUUUGGGGGGAAAAAGGGACCAAAAGUUAUUUUAGGCUUCCUCAAUAGAUUGCAUGUGAAGUUGCUUAUUAGAGUAAGAGGCUAAAUAAUAAAUGCAAUAUGUAUUGUCUUUCCUAUGGCAUCUGUUUAGGAGUUGUUCAAAUCACUGCAGUAGGGCUCUACAAAGAAAAAUGUAACCUAACAUCACGUAUCUAAUGUACUGUAUCUUUAUCAGUGAUAGGUGAAAUCUGGAAUAACAAGUGCAAAAACGGAACAAUUACCUAUAAUGCUUUGUAAAAAGUUUUUUCCAGUAGAAUUCAUUCUUGUCAUUUUGUAAGACAACCCUACAGUCCACCUGUUUGUAACUUUUUUAAUAAAAUAGAUACCUGUAUUACCAAA